Messenger RNA from Penicillium paradoxum, 2055 nucleotides. RefSeq names its product putative NADH-ubiquinone oxidoreductase 64 kDa subunit. The transcript is spliced from 5 exons. The record is from RefSeq and is a predicted model, not a curated record. Gene Ontology annotation, molecular function: calcium ion binding; NADH dehydrogenase activity. The coding region runs from base 1 to 2055 and encodes 684 amino acids. Lineage: Eukaryota; Fungi; Ascomycota; Eurotiomycetes; Eurotiales; Aspergillaceae.
AUGCUGAACGCGAUGCUGCGCCGGAGCCGUGCGGACGGCACGGGGUUCAAGUCAAUGGCCUCGUUGCCAGGUCGAACUCAAGUAUCAAAGACACCGAUAGCAUCCCGCCGAUCUCUAUUCCGUUCCUUACACACUCCUGCUCGACGACCUGUCCCUCAAUGGCGCACCUUGGCAUUACCCUCGAGGCCGAUCCGUUUCAAAUCCGAAAUCGCAGCUAAGGUCGAACCUAGCCGAGGAUCUACUGUUCUAAAUGCUGUACGCAAGGUCUUUACAUACUGCGGAUUCUUCAUAAUCUCCUCUGGGUUCGUAGUCGUGGCCUUCUUCCUUUACGAUGCAAGUACAUACCGCGACACUAGAGGUGGGGCAGACAUCCCGGUUUCAGAAUUGGCACUCAAUCCCCGACGCGGAGGCCCAAAGAACUUGCCCAUCGCUGAUGUGCUGGUUGGAGAUUAUGAUUCGGAGGCUAUGCUUCGGCAGAAGGACAAACCUCGUCUGGUUAUUCUAGGAACGGGCUGGGGAAGCAUUGGGCUCCUUAAGAACUUGAACCCUGCUGAUUAUCAUGUCACCGUUGUUUCUCCUACUAAUUACUUCCUAUUUACCCCCAUGUUGCCUUCCGCUACGGUGGGAACUUUGGGUCUUCGCUCGCUGGUUGAGCCUGUUCGGCGCAUUAUUGAUCGGGUCAAUGGUCAUUUCCUUAAGGGCUCGGCGACUGAUGUUGAUUUCUCUGAGAAAUUGGUGGAAGUAUGUCAGGUUGGCCCGGAGGGCGAAAAGAAGAACUUCUACCUUCCUUACGACAAGCUUGUUAUAGGUGUCGGCUGUGUAACGAAUGCACACGGCGUGAAGGGUCUCGAACACUGUAACUUCCUGAAAACGAUCGACGACGCUCGUAAAAUCAAGAAUAAGGUGCUAGAGAAUAUGGAGCUGGCUUGUCUUCCCUCUACCACUGACGAAGAGCGCAAACGCCUGCUGUCCUUCGUGGUGUGUGGAGGUGGUCCAACGGGUGUCGAAUUUGCUGCAGAGCUGUUCGAUCUUUUGAACGAAGACCUACUCCAUUCUUUCCCCCGAAUUGUUCGAAACGAGAUCUCUGUUCACAUCAUCCAAAGCCGCACCCACAUCUUGAACACUUAUGAUGAGGCACUUUCUCAGUAUGCCGAGAGUCGAUUUGACCGCGAUGGCGUUAAUGUUUUGACCAACGCCCGUGUCAAGGAAGUCCGUGGGGACCGGGUUCUUUUCUCCCAGGUGGAAGAUGGCAAGACCGUCAUCAAAGAAAUCCCGACUGGAUUCUGCUUAUGGUCCACUGGUGUUGCCCCCGCCCAGAUUGCAGAAACACUUGCCAAAAAGUUGGAGGGUCAAAACAACAAGCAUGCACUUGAAACCGACUCUCAUCUUCGCCUGAUUGGUGCGCCCUUGGGCGACGUCUACGCAAUUGGUGACUGCUCAACAGUCCAGAACAACAUUGCAGAUAACGUCAUCAGGUUCCUUCGCACCAUCGCGUGGGAGAAAGGCCGCGAUCCCGAGAAAGUGCAGCUCACUUUCUCUGAAUGGACCGAAUUCGCCAGCAAAGUGAAGAGGCGGUUCCCGCAAGCUUCGAGCCAUCUCCGCCGCCUCGACGUCCUCUUCGAACGGUACGAUAAGGACAACUCAGGCACUCUCGACUACGGCGAGCUGUCCGAACUCCUGCAUCAAAUCGACACCAAGCUCACCUCACUGCCUGCCACUGCCCAGCGCGCUAACCAGCAGGGCGUAUAUCUGGGCAUCAAACUUAGCAAGAUGGCCGCCGCCCUUCCCGGCCUCAAGGCUAACCACAUCGACUAUGGUGACCUCGACGAUGCCGUCUACAAGGCCUUCAAGUACAAGCACCUCGGAAGCUUAGCGUACAUUAGCAACGCCGCCAUCUUUGACUUCGGUGGUAUGAGCUUCAGCGGUGGUGUCAUUGCUAUGUAUCUCUGGCGUAGCAUCUACUUUGCCGAAAGUGUCAGCUUCCGCACGCGGUGCAUGCUGGCCAUGGACUGGGGAAAGAGAGCGCUCUUUGGAAGAGAUCUCAUGAGCUUCUGA